Tachyglossus aculeatus (Australian echidna) is the source of this 1317-nucleotide messenger RNA. It is a transcript of the gene FANCF, whose product is annotated as FA complementation group F. The coding region runs from base 1 to 1023 and encodes 340 amino acids. Gene Ontology annotation, cellular component: Fanconi anaemia nuclear complex. The record is from RefSeq and is a predicted model, not a curated record. The transcript is spliced from 3 exons. NCBI's taxonomy places the organism in Eukaryota, Metazoa, Chordata, Mammalia, Monotremata, Tachyglossidae. Gene Ontology annotation, biological process: interstrand cross-link repair.
AUGGACGGACGGGCGGGACGGGCGAGGGGAGGCCGCGGUUUCCUUGGAAACGGUUGCCAGGGGGGCCGGAAGUCCCGCCGCCCUCGGCCAAGAUGGCGGCGGUGGCGACGGCUUCCGCUUCCGGCGGUGAUGGAGCCGUCGUCCCAACAGCUGUCGGGGUUCCGCGACGUACUGGCCGCCUCCGCGGGUCGGGAGGCCGGGGGGUGGGACGGGCGGCGGGUGCGGCGGGCGCUGCGCUGGGCGCGCUUCCUGCGCCGCCGCCGUCGCGGCGGCGGAGGCCUGCGGGCCGGCCCGGGCCUGCUGGCGCUGCGGUUGCUAAGCAACCGGGCCCUGCCUUCGGCCCCGCUGCUGCCGGCCCUGCUGCCGCCGCCGCCGGCCCGGCCGCACGACCCGGGCUUGCAGGCCGACGUGGCCCGCGGGGCCGCCGCCGCCGCAUUGCUGCUGCACCUGCAGCUGCAGCCCGGCGGCGCGGAGGAAGCGAUGCUGCAAGCGGAGGCGGACGUGCUGCUGCGGCAGCUGCAGCUGCAGGGGACGGGGCCCGCCCCCGUGGCGUGGCAGCGGCUGCCCCCGUCCCGCCUGUGCCGGCACCCGGCCGCCCUGGCGUUGCUGUGCGGGCUGCUGGCCCCGCGGUCGCUGCGGUUGCUAGGCGACCGGUCCCCGGCCCUGGGCCGGGCGGUGUCGGCGCUGCUGGCCGGCUGGGCCUCCCGCCUGCGGUUCCAGCCUGCGGAGGGCCGCUGGGUGGGCGACGCCCCCCUGGGCUGGGCCGCCCUGCGGGACCGCCUGCGCUGCCUGGCCCGGGCCCCGGGACCCCUGGGGGGACACGUCCGGGACCUCCUCCGAACCAACAGGGCCCGGGACGGGGACUUCCAGGUGCCCGGGAUCAGCGUGUGGACCGACCUGCUGCUGGACAUCACCGUCCCCGGGCACGAAGCCCAAGGAGCCGGCGCUCCCGACUCCUCGUGGACGGCACCCCCGGAGUUCCGGCCCCGGACGACGCUCCCGGCCCUCUAUCCAGAGUCAUAAAACCCAGCCUGCCGACACGCUUUCGGUCACCGCGUCAUCUCUGGGCCACCCCGGCCCCAAGGAGCCGUCCCAAAAAGGCCCCCGACCAGCCCCCCCGUCACGCCUUGGGCGUCCCUUCACGGUCCCGUGGGGGCCGCGGCCCAAACGAGCCAAAGCAGUGCUCGUUUACCAGUUGGGUCAGUUGACACGCACUGUUUGACCAGCACUGUGACAGAUACGAGCCGAUCAGGAGGGACACAGUCCCUGCUCGCUGUUCGACAAGCACUGCUCUAAGCGCUGGGACAGAUACGAGCC